Molecule: messenger RNA, 4278 nt
Organism: Cyprinodon tularosa
Lineage: Eukaryota; Metazoa; Chordata; Actinopteri; Cyprinodontiformes; Cyprinodontidae
Product: spectrin beta chain, non-erythrocytic 1-like
Exons: 16
Coding region: 58-4263 (1401 amino acids)
Biological process (GO): actin cytoskeleton organization
Cellular component (GO): cortical actin cytoskeleton; cell projection; cell junction
Molecular function (GO): actin filament binding
Source: RefSeq, a predicted model, not a curated record
CGGCCGGCUCCAGUCGAGGUUUUCUUGCUGUUUGUAAUAGUUCGGUGGGGGGUCAAGAUGAGCAGCCCGUGCCUGCUGCGCACUGCCCCCAUAAGCCAACCCCGGCUCAGAGAGGUCAAGAUCAGCCUCAAGUCCAGCAGCAGGGAUGCUGGAGCCGUUCGGAGCAGCAAGGAAGCCGGAAGCCGUCCCUUCACCCCAGCAGAGAAAGAGGCCCAAGUUCGGGUGGGAGUGAGCAGCAGCCGGAGCAGGAGCACCCCCCCGGUCCAUCGUGCCCUCAGAGCCGAGAGCAGGAAGGCAACAAGCAAGCUGCAGGUACAGGAGCACCUCCCUGAGAGGAAUGGCACCGUUCUGCACAUCCCACUUCCCUCCGCGCCCACAGGGUUAUCCCCAUUUUCCUCCUCAUCAUCCUCAUCUUCUUCUUGCACCCCCCGGCGGCCACGGCCCUCUCAAACCCACCCGGACCUGGCCCCCGUCCUUUCUUCAUCCUCUUCUUCCACGUCAGCCAGGAGCAUGAAGCGGGCACGCUGGCUUAGUUAUAGCACCUCCAACAUCUGCUUCAACUCCAUCUUGGAUGGACGCUUCAGGCAGCUGCAAGAUGAGCGUGAGGCCGUUCAAAAGAAGACCUUUACUAAAUGGGUCAACUCCAUCCUUUCCCGAGUUGGCUGUCGCAUCUCUGACCUCUACCUGGACCUGCGCGACGGACGCAUGCUAAUUAAACUGCUGGAGGUUCUGUCUGGAGAACGUCUGCCAAAGCCAACUAGAGGCCGGAUGCGUAUCCACUGUCUGGAAAAUGUGGACAAGGCCUUGCAGUUUCUCAAAGAGCAGAGAGUUCACCUGGAGAACAUGGGGUCCCAUGACAUUGUCGAUGGCAACCACCGCCUCAUCCUCGGGCUCAUCUGGACCAUCAUCCUGCGUUUCCAGAUCCAGGACAUCAUUGUGGAAACAGGCCAGGCAGACCAGAAGGAGACACACUCUGCUAAAGAUGCUCUUCUUCUAUGGUGUCAGAUGAAAACUGCAGGAUACCCAAACAUCAACAUCACAAACUUCACCACCAGCUGGAAGGACGGAAUGGCCUUCAACGCCCUCAUACACAAACACCGGCCAGAUCUGGUGGACUAUACCAAACUGAAGAAGUCCAAUCCAACCCACAACCUGCAGAAUGCUUUUAAUGUAGCGGAACAAAAGCUUGGAGUGACCAAACUGUUAGACCCAGAAGAUGUUUUCACAGAGAACCCAGAUGAAAAAUCCAUCAUCACCUAUGUGGUGGCAUUUUACCACUACUUCUCAAAGAUGAAGCAGCUCGCUGUUGAGGGAAAGCGAGUUGGAAAGGUUCUGGAUCAAGCUAUAGAGACGGAGAAGAUGAUCGAUAAGUAUGAGACGCUGGCUUCAGACUUGCUGACGUGGAUUGAGCAGACCAUCAUCGUGCUGAACAACAGAAAGCUUGCCAACUCUCUUACUGGAGUCCAGCAGCAGCUUCAGGCCUUCAACACAUAUCGGACUGUAGAGAAGCCGCCCAAGUUUCAAGAGAAAGGAAAUCUAGAGGUGCUUCUGUUCACCAUUCAGAGUCGCAUGAGGGCCAAUAACCAAAGGGUCUACACGCCCAAAGAGGGAGCCUUGGUUUCUGACAUCAACAGGGCCUGGGAGCGUCUGGAAAGGGCGGAACACGAGCGGGAACGCGUCCUGAGGGAUGAGCUGAUCCGGCAGGAGAAGCUGGAACAGAUGGCGCGAAGAUUCGACAGGAAGGCAGCCAUGAGGGAGACGUGGCUCCUUGAGAACCAGAGACUGGUGGCUCAGGAUAACUUUGGUUAUGACCUGCCGGCUGUAGAAGCCGCUAAGAAGAAGCAUGAUGCCAUCGAGACGGACAUCGCCGCAUACGAGGAGCGUGUUCAGGCGCUGGUGAACAUCUCUUUGGAGCUGGAGUCUGAGCGUUACCACGACUCCAAACGGAUUGACGUGAGAAAAGACAACAUCCUGAGGCUGUGGGACUACUUGCAGGAGCUUCUCAAGGCUCGAAAAGGACGCUUGGAUAUGAACCUUACCCUGCAGAGGAUCUUCCAGGAGAUGCUCUACAUCAUCAGCUGGAUGGAUGAAAUGAAGGCUCGACUGCUGUCUCCUGACUUUGGGAAACACUUGUUAGAGGUGGAGGACUUACUCCAAAAGCAUGCACUGCUAGAGAACGACAUCGCCUUGCAGGCAGAGAGGGUACAGAGUGCCAGUGCUGCUGCUCUGAAGUUUGCAAAUGGAGAUAGUUAUAAGCCAUGUGAUCCCCAAGUGAUCCGUGACAGGGUGCAGCACCUGGACCUCUGCUAUCAGGACCUCUGUGCCCUGGCUGCACAGAGGAGGGCUCGGUUGGAGCAGUCUCGCCGCUUCUGGAACUUCCUGUGGGAGGUGGCUGAGCUAGAGAGCUGGAUUAGAGAGAAGGAGCAGCUGUUCUCCUCCCUGGAUUAUGGAAAAGACCUUACCAGCGUGCUGGUGCUCCAGAGCAAGCACAGCGCCUUCGAGGAUGAGCUUGGAGCUCGCUGCACCAAUCUGGAACAGAUCUUGGCUGAAGGGGAUAAGAUGAUCCAAGCCAAGCACUUUGGUUCUCCAAAGAUUCAAGAGUGCAUGGAUGACAUCAGGAGGCAGUGGCAGCAGCUGGAGGACUUGGCCACAUUUCGGAAGCAGAACCUUCAGGACACACAGACCUUCUUCCAGUUUCAGGGUGAUGCUGAUGAACUCAAGGCCUGGUUGCUUGAUGCCAAGAGGCAAACGAGCAGUGAUGAUGUAGGCCACGAUGAGUACACGACUCAACGGCUACUGAAAAACCACAACAGCUUAAGAAAUGAAGCCAUUAAGAAUGGAGCUACCAUCGAAAUGCUGUCCAAGCAAGCCAAUGCACUGCCAGAGGAGCUACAAAACACCCCUGACAUUCAGAGGCGUCUCAAAGACGUCAAGGACCUUUACAUGGAGCUCCUGACUCUGGCUGACCUGAGACAGAAGAAGCUGGAUGACACUAUGGCUUUGUACACCAUCUUCAGUGAGACAGACGCUUGUGAGCUCUGGAUGAGCAUGAAGGAGACAUGGCUGGUGGGCUUAGAGGUGCCUGAGAACCUGGAGGAUUUAGAAGUGGUACAAAACAGGUUGAGCGCUCUCGCUCAGGAAAUGGCGAACGUUCAGUCAAGAGUAGAUGACGUCAAUAAAGCUGCAAAACAGCUUGAGGACAGCAGACACCCCCGCACUAAAGAGAUCAAGGAAUGCCAGACACGACUAAAUAAAAGAUGGGAGGCUUUCAAGGCCAUGGUAGAGGACAAGAAAAUGAAAGUGGAUUCUGCUGUCAGUCUACAUAACUAUGGCUUGGAGUGUGAUGAGACAGGAACCUGGAUCAAAGAAAAGACACGAGUGAUCGAGUCCACACAGGAUCUGGGCAAUGACCUGGCAGCUGUCAUUACCAUCCAAAGGAAACUUUUCGGCAUGGAGAGAGAUUUAGCUGCCAUUGAGGCUAAGCUCACCUUCCUUAAAGAAGAGGCGGAACAGCUGGCCCAGGAUCACCCGGAGAAUGCAGAGGAUAUCUUAGCCCGCAGGAGAGAGCUGGACACGGCCUGGGAUAAGCUUAGAAAAACCCUUAAAGACAGGGAAGACUCUCUCGGCGAGGUCAGUAAGUUACAGACCUUCCUCCAAGACAUGGAUGACUUCCAGUCUUGGCUUUUCAAGACUCAGAAAGCUGUGGCAUCUGAGGAGAUGCCCACCUCGCUGCAGGAGGCCGAAGAGCUGCUCGGCCUUCACAACGCUGUGCGAGAAGACAUAAACAACCAUGAAGAGGACUAUCACCGGGUAAGGGACACUGGAGCUCGGGUCAUCCAGGGCCAGGAAGAUGAUCCUCAGUACCAGCAGCUGGACCAGAGACUGAAGGGCCUUGACCGGGGCUGGUAUGAACUUCAGAAGAUCUGGGACAGUCGCAAACAUUUCCUGGACCAGGGUCUGGGCUUCCAGCAGUUCUUGAGGGACUGUAAAGCUGUAGAAGCCAUCCUCAAUAACCAGGAGUAUACUCUGGCUCACAUAGACAAGCCUGACACAUUGGCAGGGGCAGAAAAAGCAUUGAAGAAGCAUGAGAACUUUGUCAGCAUGAUGGAAGCCAACGAAGAUAAGAUUGAUGGUGUCAUGCAGGGCGGACAGCGAGUGGUGGACAGCAACAACCUGUAUUCUGGGAAAGUUCAGGAGAAAAUGGACUCUGUGCAAGACAGGUGGUGUAUUGUUUUGGUUUACAUGAGUUUACCUAUAUGUUAAACUAUAACUAAAUGA